AUGACCACCUUCAAUGAACGCGAGCAGAAGCUCAUGGCCGCUGCCUGCCAGUCGUUCGAGGGAGAGCCCAAGCUCGACAUCCACAAGUUCGCUGAGCGCUCCGGCCUCGCCGUCGGCUCUGCCCGCAAUGCCUGGGCUGCACUGAAGAAGAAGCUCUAUGCCGCCGACACCACCUCAAUCAAGGGUGUCACCAAGACCCCUGCCAAGUCCUCUGGAAAGAAGCGCCCUGCUCCUAUCGUCCUGCCCGGCAACGACGAUGCUUCUGAUGAUGAGGAGGUCUCCACCCCUUCCAAGAAGCCCAAGACUCCCAAGACCACGGCCAAGGGAAGAACCAAGUCACAGGCAAAGCCUCCAAAGUCCGACGACGAAGAGGAGGACGAGGAGGACGGAUUCGUGAAGGUCAAGGAGGAGCCUCUUGGAGAAGACUUUGAGGAGGCUUAG
Aureobasidium pullulans EXF-150 is the source of this 441-nucleotide messenger RNA. RefSeq lists its product as uncharacterized. Bases 1 to 441 code for a protein of 146 amino acids. The transcript is spliced from 3 exons. The record is from RefSeq and is a predicted model, not a curated record. Lineage: Eukaryota; Fungi; Ascomycota; Dothideomycetes; Dothideales; Saccotheciaceae.